AUGAAGGAGAAUCAGAAAUACGUUGAUUGGGUUGCAGAUCUAAGAGGUGUAGCCAGAGAAUGUAAUUUUACGUGUGAAAAUGAAUACUGCAGACAAUCCUACGUCGAUAACAAAAUAAGGGAUAUGAUUGUGUUAUACACUCCACAUAAGAAAGUCCGAACAGCUUGUUUGCAAAAAUCAAAUCCAUCUUUAGAAGAGGUGCUGCAAAUUUGUUCAAUUUUUGAAGCAACUGUUAAGGCGUCGGAUGAGAUCGAAGAUACUAUGGAGCCGACAAAUGAAGUUCACGCUAUUCAACGUUAUAAUGUUUCAGAAAGUAAAUCAAAGGGAAAGCUUACUUUCAAGAAUUUACAGUCUUGUCCAGGCUGUGGAAAGUCUCAUCAGAGAGAAGAAUGUUAUCACUUUAAGAAUAGAACCAGAUGCAAUAGAUGCUCGAAGCUUGGACAUAUAUCGAAAGUAUGUCAAGCACAAGGUAAGCUUGGAAAUAGUCAACAAAUUCAUGAAAUGGAGGUAGAGGAAUCGUCUAUAAGUCACGUUGAAGCAAUCGACACCGUCAAUAAUGGAAAGAAUGAUAAACUCAUGAUCACUAUUAAGGUAAAUAACGAAGAAUUGCCAUUUCAAUUAGACACUGGAGCUUCAUGCUCAUUGAUUGGACUUGACGUCUACAAGAAAUUAAAACAACCUUUGUGUAGUCCAAGUAAUAAAACAUUAAAAGCGUAUGGAGGAGCUAUGUUGGCUCUAAAAGGGGUGGUUAAUGUGGAUGUUAAUGUCGGCAACCAAACACGAAAUUUACAACUUUACGUUGUUGAUUUGGAAAAUGUUGUGAACAUAUUUGGAUUCGAUUGGUUUAAAGAAUUUGAUUUUCAGAUAAAAAGUCCAUACAAUAACCUGGUGAUCGAAAACUGCUUGCAAGUUUCAAAUGACUCUCUUACGGAUUUAGAAUGUAGAUUGAAACAAGUCUUAAACAAUUUCAAUGAAGUUUUUUCUGAAGGACUUGGACACUGUCCAACGUUUAAAGCAGAUAUUACCCUUAAGUCCGAUGCAGUUCCAAAAUUUAUGAAACCUUACAAUAUUCCAUUUGCGUUACACGACAAAGUUCGACAGGAAAUUGACCGUUUGGUCUCCAAUGGCGUCAUAGAGCCAAUAAAUUCGAGUGAAUGGGCUUCGCCAAUUGUGGUGGUUCCAAAACCAAAUGGUUCCAUAAGGGUUUGCGCCGAUUUUAAAGUUACUUUAAAUCCCCAAAUAAAAACUGAAAGAUAUCCCAUCCUCGUCGCCAAAUGA
Stomoxys calcitrans (stable fly) is the source of this 1278-nucleotide messenger RNA. RefSeq lists its product as uncharacterized. Lineage: Eukaryota; Metazoa; Arthropoda; Insecta; Diptera; Muscidae. The transcript has a single exon. The record is from RefSeq and is a predicted model, not a curated record. Bases 1 to 1278 code for a protein of 425 amino acids.